Molecule: messenger RNA, 2428 nt
Organism: Bombus impatiens (common eastern bumble bee)
Lineage: Eukaryota; Metazoa; Arthropoda; Insecta; Hymenoptera; Apidae
Product: protein BTG2-like
Exons: 1
Coding region: 762-1277 (171 amino acids)
Biological process (GO): negative regulation of mitotic cell cycle; negative regulation of cell population proliferation
Cellular component (GO): cytoplasm; nucleus
Source: RefSeq, a predicted model, not a curated record
GACAAAGCUACUUCAUUCGCGUCGACGGUCGCUGCCACUAGAAAGUCGUUGGCAGUUGGUGGGUGCGGUUGUUGUGUGAGUCGGAAAAAAGUGUGUCGAUUGAGUUUCGCGAGAAAGUUUUGCCCGGUUACAAGGUGCACUAAGUGAAGCGUAGAAGAAAAGAAGGUUAUUGUUGCUGCGUUCUUUGAAUUUUACGUUUCAUCGUUUUAACGAAUCUCUGUGGUAUAUCUCAGAGAUCGAUUGGGAGAAACGAGUUGGAACGCGUUCACGAUCGAAAAAGUUACGAUCGUCACGACAUCUCUGAUUUACGACAGAUUAAUUUCGUCGCUUUUGGGAGACCAUCCCAACGAAAUUUGAAAAUUCUAAAACAGAAGAUACGCGCGACUAUCGCCGAGACUUUUAAGAUUGGAACAAAUUGUGUCAUAUCUUAGUCGAUAUUUGCGAAAGAACAAUCGAAAAGCGCUCAGUAUUUCUUUUCGCGCUGGAGCGUCGACGAACGAAUACUAAACGCGAUCGUGCGACGUGGCGGCGACGCCAUUUUGUGAAGACUCCUGUGUGCGAACCGCGAGCAACAACGGCCUCUCUCGAGCCGUGACCUCUCGAAUCACGGAAGGAAUAGUGCUUUCUUUUGAUCGCGUCCUCUCACGUCUCUAUCGGGCGAGAAAACAACGGAAGAAGUGGAAGAAAAGGAAGAGUGGUACUGUAUUAUCAGCAAAAUUCUAUCAUAGACCGUUCGUCCUGGGUCGCAUUGCAUACCAACCAUGAGACUGGAAAUUGUGUCAGCGGCGGAUUUUUUGGUGCAUCUACUGCGUCUUCAGACAGGUCAACUGUCUGAACGUCAGCUGGAGAUGUUCAAGUCCUCUUUGACGGAGGUUUUGCGUCAUCGUUACAGGGAUCACUGGUUCCCAGAUCGACCAAAUCGUGGUUCCGGUUACCGUUGCAUACGUAUCAACGGUAAAAUGGAUCCAGUCAUUGCACAGGCAGGUGCUAACGUCGGUUUACUGCCAACGGUAUUGCAUAGCUUGUUUCCAAGCGAGCUCACCAUGUGGAUCGAUCCAUCGGAAGUAUCCUACAGAAUCGGUGAAAACGGGUCUAUUUGCGUUUUAUACGAACGUACAGAACCUGAACCGGAAGAAUCUCAUCAGCACCAACAUCAGCAUCAACAUCAUCAACAGCAACAGCAACAACAGCAGCAGCAAUUCGAAAGUUGCAAGGAUUCGUUGUUAUUGGAGCAUUCGCAAUUUAGCGAGCAGAUCGCCGCGUUCGUUUCCAGUUGAAGCGUUUUUCUACGUAAAUUCAUCGAUGCAACAACACUAGCAUCUUGUUUCGUUUUCACUGGACGUGCAUCACGCUCUCGGAUUGAUCAAAGCACAUGGGUUUCAUGAUAUGUGAUGGCGUUCCUCCGGUCGGGUGAAUGUUUGACUCGUGCACACGAACGCGCAAUUUUACUCUGUAUAAGUCGAGUUUCGAAGGAAAUGAAGUGUGCAUUGUUCUAUCUAAAUAAGGACAACAAACGUGUAAAAAAAGUGUUUAACCGUUUUUUUUUGGCUAAAGUUGAUUUAACCGAAAAAAUUCGUCCAAUACGUAUCGUUCGACGAGCUUUUGUCGGAAUCCCAGCGAUCGUUAUCACGACCGACUCUAGUCCAACCGUACACAUACAUAUGUGUCAUCCUGAAUUUUUGUCAACCAUACGAAAGAGGAAGAGAGGAUAUUCAUGGCAAGAAGAGCACCAUCAUCGUUUGAAUAUUCGAGGAGAAUAUUGCGCGUUCGCGUAACGACGAUGUCUAACUAGACCAGUGGUCCUCAUACGUUUUGGCGUAUUUCACGAGAAGAUCCAGUUUUUCCAGCUUUUUCUGUUGAAAAUACCGACUGCUAGCGAGAUCGCGCCCGCAAAUGUGAGAAAAUAAUAUAUGGGCGAGCUCCGCUCCGAGGGUCUCUCUCAGACCGACAAAUUGAUCUCAGCUCACCUCCCGCGUACUUCCGUUUAUCUCGAAAAGAAGUUACGUCUGGAGUGGGGGAACAACGAACCAGUCUGUGGCCCUCUCUCUGUUCUCGUGAGAGGAAAAGCGAAACAAGCUUCUCUCCCCUCUCCCCCUCUCAUGGAAAGGAUUCAACAAUGUGUUUUUAUCGUCGCAAAUCUCUUUUCUUCCACGAACGUUUUUUAUCUAUCAAUCUAAUUGAUUAUUCUGAACCCUCUCGUGUUCCGAUGUUCUUGGUAUGCUUUCCCUCCGCUGAUGAAAGUCGAAGGACGAACAUCGAGGACGAAGAUGACAAAAGAAGCAAUUGGUUUUCCAGUGAAAAAUUGACGAAUAACAUGUAUACUGCAUUCUCUCUUCUAUCCGCAUGGUCAAUACGCUGGUUGAGCUUCAAGGAUUUUUUUUCUCUCUAACCUCGCACGGUCAAUGCAAAUUACCACCGAGUCACACAC